GUCACGAUCUUCAUUAUGGCUUCUCCAGCAGACAAUGAAAGACCGAAAGUAACGGAGAUAGAGAUAGAAGAAGAUCUUUUGAGCAAUUGGCAGUGCUUAUGAAGUUUAUGGAACUUCUAGGUAUGGAUGAAAUUUAAACACAACUUCAACAAGAGGACAUUGAUGACUAACUUGAUCCGCAGGGAUUCCUCCGAAUGCCAGAAAAGUUAUGCAGGAUCCUGACUUCUCACCAGGAGAUGCGAUAUUCCUUGCAAGACUCGGGUUUCAAAUUGUGACGGACCCUGAAGGUAUCAAUGCCGUAAAUGAAGAAACAUUAGUCUUUAAUAUUGGCCGGUACGUUUUCAUAGACCAGCGCAUCAUGGACCGUCCUUGGCCUGCAGUUUACAUCAAUAUGGGGCACAAGGGACAAUUGAUAAAGAACCGAAGCCAGAUUGCACAGAGAGUAAGAAACUGGCACCAUAACAAGAAUGGACCUCCGAUCGACAACUGGUGGGACUAUAAAAUGAGAAUUGUGGUGAUCAGAAAAACCUAUGAUCACAAAGAAAUCCCUAAGAUUAGCAGCAUAGACGAUGGUAUGAGGAUUACUCGGUUGUUCUGGAAGAAAGGAGGUAGUGGGAGGAAGAUUUCAGUGCUUUGUAGACGCAGGAAGACUCGUGGGGUCACUUUUCUCUCGAAUAGAUUAUGAUCGAUAUUAAGUGUCCUGAGAGAGUUUCAGACACGGAGACAUAGUGAUAGUAUC
Molecule: messenger RNA, 739 nt
Organism: Sclerotinia trifoliorum
Lineage: Eukaryota; Fungi; Ascomycota; Leotiomycetes; Helotiales; Sclerotiniaceae
Source: the annotation of a GenBank genome assembly